Venustampulla echinocandica is the source of this 1854-nucleotide messenger RNA. RefSeq lists its product as uncharacterized. The transcript is spliced from 3 exons. Gene Ontology annotation, biological process: transmembrane transport. The record is from RefSeq and is a predicted model, not a curated record. NCBI's taxonomy places the organism in Eukaryota, Fungi, Ascomycota, Leotiomycetes, Helotiales, Pleuroascaceae. Gene Ontology annotation, molecular function: transmembrane transporter activity. Gene Ontology annotation, cellular component: membrane. Bases 1 to 1854 code for a protein of 617 amino acids.
AUGGCGACCCACGCGGUGCAAGCUGGUGAAGCGAGGUCUGAAGGGGACACCCCAGACGGUAGGCAUGAAGCAUCCAACACUACACGCGACACGUCCAACCCGACGGUAAAAGAGAAGAACCAGGCUCAACACAGCGCACCAACUGUGUCGCAUGGAGAGACGUUACCCGGGUGGACGAUUAUGCGGCCUUUAAGGAUGCGCGCGAGGAACAAUAAUCGGGCGAGACAUACUGCAGAUGGAAACUUAGGAGGGAAUGAGGACGGCAUCGUUGAUGGCGACAAGAAGGGCAGCGAUGACCUUAAGGUUACGGAGACGAACGACACUGGCGAUGGUUCGCGCGGAGUUGGGGAAGUCGAGUCUGCUGGGGAUUUGAGAAGUGAUGAUGAAUUACUGGAUGAAGAUGAGCAAGAAGACGGCGCAACCCGUCAGCAACACCAACAUCAUGUUCGAGCUGGUGGAGGAGGUAGCCAGCACAGGGGUGAAAAUGGAUUAGAUGGCACGGCAGAUGUUGGUGUAGGCGAAUUUAAGGUGUACAAGAGGAGGUGGUUUGGCUUGGUUCAAUUAGUCUUGCUGAACAUCAUCGUCAGUUGGGAUUGGUUAACAUUCUCUGCAAGUUCAAAUACCGCUGCCCAAUACUACGAAGUAUCAGAAUCAGCGGUCAAUUGGCUUAGCACGGCUUUCCUCUUUGCCUUCGUCGUCGCCGCGCCCCUUACCAUCUAUACUCUCCACCGAGGAGGACCAAAACACUCUAUUGUCACUGCAUCUGUUCUUCUACUCCUUGGAAAUUGGAUUCGGUAUGGGUCUACUAAGGCAGGGACACAUGGGAGCUUCGGGGGUGUUUUGUUUGGACAGAUUUUGACUGGUUUAGCGCAACCAUUUGUUCUUUCGGCGCCGACCAGAUAUUCUGAUCUUUGGUUCACAAAUCGGGGGAGGGUUGCUGCUACGGCUGUCAUGAGCCUGGCAAACCCAUUUGGGGGCGCUCUAGCGCAACUCAUCGGUCCGAUGUGGGCAGUUUCGCCUGGAGAUAUACCAAAUCUCGUGCUAUAUAUUGCCAUUAUUUCCACUGUUGCCUCUGUCCCCUCAUUGUUUCUCCCGGCGGCUCCCCCAACACCAAGUUCAGUAUCAGGAACAACCCCUAAACAACCAGUCGCCGAAUCCUUGAAAUUUCUCUUCACGUCCCCGGAAUUCUACAUGAUUUUAAUUCCCUUCUGGCUCUACGUCGCCCUCUUCAACAGUCUCUCCUCUCUUAUCAACCAAGUUUUAGAGCCAUAUGCCUUCUCCGAAACCGACGCCGGCAUAGCAGGCGCACUCCUCAUCGCUGUCGGCCUAGUCACUUCAGCGAUCACCUCCCCAAUAAUCGACCGCACAAAAUCAUACCUCAUAGGCAUAAAAAUCCAAGUCCCCAUCAUCGGCCUCGCCUAUCUAGCCUAUACCUGGGCACCCCAAACACGUAGCAUCGCCGCAAUAUACACCAUUCUCUCCGUCUUGGGCGCCGCUUCUUUCAGUCUCGUUCCUGUCGUCCUGGAAUACCUGAUCGAGAUCACGCACCCUGUGUCACCAGGAGUUUCUAGUACGAUAUGUUGGACGGGCGGACAACUACUUGGUGGUAUUUUCAUACUUAUUUCGGAUGCGUUGCGUGAUAGCGGUGUUAAUGACGGGACAGCGGAUGAUGGAACUACGAGACCGCCAGGGAAUAUGUACCGCGCGUUGGUUUUCCAGACUGUUAUGGCGCUGGUGGCCGUGCCUCUCCCGUUGAUGUUAGGGUGUUUUGGCCGUGGUCAUCGCGUUAGGAUGAGGAGGAUUGAUGCGGAUAAGGAAACAGAUGGCAUCGUGGACCAAAGUGUCUUGGUUUGA